Molecule: messenger RNA, 597 nt
Organism: Eufriesea mexicana
Lineage: Eukaryota; Metazoa; Arthropoda; Insecta; Hymenoptera; Apidae
Gene: Urm1
Product: Ubiquitin-related modifier 1
Exons: 5
Coding region: 113-421 (102 amino acids)
Biological process (GO): tRNA thio-modification
Cellular component (GO): cytoplasm
Source: RefSeq, a predicted model, not a curated record
GUAAUGUCAUUUACGUUGUUUCUAUGCGCAGUGAACGAUAUUUCUUUAUAAUUAAAUGACACUAGCUAACAAUAUUGUAAAGUGAUAUAAUUUAAAAAAAAAUUAGAAAAGUAUGUCUACUGAAAGUAGUAGAAUUUCUGUGACCAUUGAAUUUGGAGGUGGGGCAGAAUUACUCUUUGACAAGAAAAAAAAGCACGAAGUGAGCUUACCUGGAGAUGAUUGGACUAUAGAAAAGCUACUUUUCUGGAUAAGGGAUAACCUCUUAAAAGAACGACCGGAACUUUUUAUACAAAAAGACACCGUGCGACCAGGAAUUCUAGUUCUCGUGAAUGAUACUGACUGGGAAUUGCUGGGCGAGGGCAAUUACAGAAUAAACUCCGGCGACACGAUAUUGUUCAUAUCAACUUUACACGGAGGGUAAGGAGAGACGCUCAUGGGUGAAGUAGGCAGCGGUCGAUGAAGAGGGAAUCGAAGAUGGUGGCGCACGAUCCAGCUCCAUCGCUUCGUGAGAAGCGAUAGCUCGCGGCGUGUUUGAUUGUGUAAAAGAGAGGUGUGCACACACGUGCACAGGGUCAGAGAAUAAAAUGCUCAUUCGCA